Messenger RNA from Cladocopium goreaui, 633 nucleotides. The record is from the annotation of a GenBank genome assembly. NCBI's taxonomy places the organism in Eukaryota, Dinophyceae, Suessiales, Symbiodiniaceae.
AUGCGUCGCCUGAGGUAUGGGACUUUCCUCAAGUAUUGGAACAGAAAGUGGACAUUGGUGCUGAAGUUUCGUUCCCAAUCAGAAUUUGCUCAAUGUGAUAUUUGUCAAGAAUUGAAAUCUCAGUAUCAGAACCGGAAUUUGUGUAUGGGAGAUCGCCUUCAAGCACUUAAAUUGUAUCGGACUCAUCUGGUUUCACAAUACGCCGACAGAUGCUCUUUUUGGAGCUUGAAAGACGUGGCAGCGGACCAACUGUCACGCAUCCUGGUGCUGGCCACAGACGGUGCAGACCAGGCAAAGUAUGCCAUCCCACGUUCGCCUGGCCUUGUUCAUGCACACCGUGCUCAGAAGCUGGUGCGCCCGAGGUUAAAACUUCACGCAGUAUGGAGUUUUGCCCACGCUCUUCGCAUUUGCGUGCUGGAUGAAACGACUUUCCAUGGGAGCAGCAUGGUAAUCCAAGCUCUUGCUAUGACUAUAGAAGAUUCAAUGAGAAUUGCUGGGUCCAGGGGCGCAAAGCCAGACACCUUGGCAGUGAUCGGCGACAAUACCGUCAAAGAGUUGAAAAAUGGUUUUUGCCUCCGAUAUCUUCUGAGUCUGAUACUUCACAAACGACUGAAGUGUUUGCGCUGCAUUUGA